UAUAAAAUCCUACGUGGAGGUCCGUGGGGUCCCGGGACCCCGUGGGACUCAACGUGGGUCCGCCUCUGUUUCCUACUUCACGCUCUUGAUGCCAUGGCAGUGACCCAAAAGCUAGACCAAGAAUCUCUUGACACCAGCCCCCCAUUUCGGGCCUCAGAUCGUGAAGCCAUCGAACAUUAUCUGGACGACAAUGUCGAGCUCCUCGAUGCCUGCAACGCUUUGGGGGGCAAAUUGGAAAUUUUCUCCAACUACAUUGAGUCUAUUCGCUUUGCUCUUUGCCUUCUCAAAGGACGACCCGGAUUCACCCCCAGCCCAAUAACAGUUUCUCGGGCAGAUCAACGGUUGGCAUCAUGCGAAUCCAUAUUGGGAACGGGACCUACAAAAUCGGUAAAGAAAGUGAGGAAGAAGAUCGCCCGACGUUACGCGAAAUCAAGUUCUUCUGGUGGCAGGGCCCAAGUGAUUCUACGCGAAUCGCUGAUCGUCACUUCCUCGUUAUUCGAAGUUGUUGACUCCACAUUGUCAUUGUCCAAAUCGAAAUGCAGGGGUGUCAAAGUAUCCCACGUCGAGAAGAAAGGGGUAGUUUGGGAAUUGCAGAAGACAGUAUGGCUGGCUCAAGAGCUACGUCAAGAUUUGAUAUCUCAAGGGUGCGGAAUAAGUAAUCCUCAGCAGGUUAGGGUUAUUGUUGAGGAAUUGCAAAGGAGCAGUGAUGAAUUGUACAAAGGGAUUCAACUUCUUGAGGGUAAAGUGAGAGAGGUUUAUGGCAAUUUGAUGACUUUGAGAAUGGGCUUGUUGGGGAAACUCUCUUCCCUAGCCUAGCCUAAUUAGCGUGUACUAGUGCAUCACUCGUGCGAUGCACGGAGAGAUAAAGUUUAUCACAAACUUCUUUAGAUAUGAGAAUUGUUGAUACUGAAUAUUAUUUAAUAAAUAAGGAGAUAUGUCCAUCUACCUACAUAUCAUAUUAAAAAUUUAAUUUUAAAUAAAACCACUAACAUUCAAACCAUACUAUUCCAUACAUAUAUACUAUUCAAAUGAAUUAAAAUAAACAACUUAUGUUUAA
This is a messenger RNA of Cuscuta campestris, 1057 nucleotides long. The record is from the annotation of a GenBank genome assembly. Lineage: Eukaryota; Viridiplantae; Streptophyta; Magnoliopsida; Solanales; Convolvulaceae.